CCCGACACAUGGUUAUUCAUCGGACAGAAAAAGAAAAAGAGUCAGUGUUCUUGCUUAAAAAAAAAAAAAAAUCACAUUUCUGACAUAGUGUGAGAGUGUGAGUACAUUGCGGAAGACAGGCGGAGAUAUUUCUUCCGAAGAAGAGCUUUGUGUUGCCUGUCUGGCUUCUGUGCCACUGUGAGCAAGAGAGAGGCACGAUGAAUGAGCAGGAGGAGGCCGGGCGCCUUGCCUUUGAUAACCAGGAGACUUUUCAGGACCUGUGGAACUCGGUGUCUGUUCCAGGUGGUGAUCAGAACUGGAAUAGUCUGGAAAGUUACCUGCUACAGGGCCAUCUCCAGGAGGAGUUUGACGAACAGCUGUUUGAUGUGCCUGCGACCCCAGCACCCCAGCCCUCUGUGUCAGCCUUGGACAGUGGCGCCCCCCCUUCCUCAACUGUCCCCACCACCACUGACUACCCAGGGGUUUUGGGCUUCCAGCUGCGUUUCCAGCAGUCUAGCACUGCUAAAUCAGUGACUUGCACGUAUUCUCCUGAUCUGAACAAGCUAUACUGCCAGCUGGCCAAGACAUGCCCGGUGCAGAUGCUGGUGGACAGCCCCCCUCCCCCCGGCGCCCAGCUGCGAGCCACUGCAGUCUACAAAAAGUCUGAGCACGUGGCUGAGGUGGUGCGCCGCUGCCCUCAUCACGAGAGGACCUCCGAAAACAACGACGGCUCCACCCCGCCUAGUCACCUGAUUCGUGUGGAGGGUAGCCAGCGCACACAGUACGUCGAGGACAGCAACACCCUGAGACACAGCGUCCUGGUGCCCUACGAGCCUCCACAGCUUGGUUCAGAGUGCACCACUGUCCUCUAUAACUUCAUGUGCAACAGCAGCUGCAUGGGGGGCAUGAAUCGCAGGCCCAUCCUUACCAUCAUCACACUGGAGACGCAGGAGGGGCAGGUUUUGGGACGUCGCUGUUUUGAGGUCCGGGUCUGUGCCUGUCCGGGCCGUGACAGAAAGACAGAGGAAGAUAACUUCAGGAAGCUGCAGGAGAAGACUGCUGACAAGGCAUCAACUGGGACUAAACGGAGCUUCAAAGAGACUUCCCAGUCAGCACCGCGCCCUGAAGGAAGCAAGAAGACCAAGUCGAGCUCCAGCAACGAGGAAGAGAUCUUCACUCUGCAGAUCCGUGGAAAGGAGAGGUAUGAGAUGCUGAAGAAGAUCAAUGAGAGCCUGGAGCUGAAAGACCUGGUGCCGGCGGCUGACCUGGACAAGUAUCGGCAGAAGCUGCACUCAAAAAACAACAGCAAGCGAGAGAAGGAACGUGAUGGAGUGGAACCUAAGAGAGGGAAAAAGCUGCUUGUGAAGGAGGAGAAGAAUUCUGACUCUGACUGAAGAAGAAAAAAAGAAAAGAAACAGGAGUGGUUCCCACCUCAUUACUGUCAAAGGAAGGUUUUAGAUUUCAUAUACGGGGGCAAAAACUCAGUGGGACACUGCGAAAAUCUGUAUUGCAUGAUCAUUUGUAGUGACAUAAAAAUAGCGUACUGUGUAGUUCCCUUCUGCUAUGUAGUUGCCGUCAUUGAUGAAUAUUCAACUGUAUUUUAGUUAACAUGUCUGCCAUGAAAGUGAAGCUCUUUAGUGGAAGCCUACUGACCUGCCAAUCCAUGUUUUCGGCUGCAAUUAUUUCCCUCACGUUACUUUACAAAUGGUCCUCUGAGAAAAUGUUUGGAACAGAUGCUCCUCCCUCCUCCUCUGUUUUUUUUUUUUUGGUCUUUUUUUUUUUUUAAACUUCUGCAGGACCAAUGUGUUUGUUGGAUGGUGAUAAUUGAUAAAGUGUGUUUAUUUUGCUGAAUUGUUGUGGAGGAGUUGGUUAGCCUGCAAGCUAGCAGUUAGCCUGAGUAUGAUCCAUUGCUUUAUAGGUUUAUUUCAUGGGCUCAGUGAGGUUUAGCGGUUCAGCCUUGCAGGUCUUACUACAGUCGCACCAAAGUCGAAAUGUGAUCUGUUUGUCCCUUUGUGAAGACCUUCAGUCUAAGAAAGUGCUGUACUGGUAUGAUGGUCUUCCUAAUGCAGUGCUACUUUCCUGCCACGGAUGCAGUUUCUCUUCAUCAUUCUUCCUUACUCAUCUCUCAUGCUUUCUGAGACAUGAGUGGCUAUGAUGGAGCACUCAUCUGUCACUAUGUAUAUUUUUUAUUUUCCAUUUUGUAUUUUUCUACUUUUUUUAAUUUCAGUAUGUAGUUUGUA
This is a messenger RNA of Megalops cyprinoides (Indo-Pacific tarpon), 2219 nucleotides long. It is a transcript of the gene tp53, whose product is annotated as tumor protein p53. Bases 198 to 1373 code for a protein of 391 amino acids. The transcript has 11 exons. NCBI's taxonomy places the organism in Eukaryota, Metazoa, Chordata, Actinopteri, Elopiformes, Megalopidae. Gene Ontology annotation, molecular function: DNA-binding transcription factor activity, RNA polymerase II-specific; RNA polymerase II cis-regulatory region sequence-specific DNA binding. Gene Ontology annotation, cellular component: nucleus. The record is from RefSeq and is a predicted model, not a curated record. Gene Ontology annotation, biological process: protein tetramerization; regulation of transcription by RNA polymerase II; apoptotic process.